Molecule: messenger RNA, 1161 nt
Organism: Triticum turgidum subsp. durum (durum wheat)
Lineage: Eukaryota; Viridiplantae; Streptophyta; Magnoliopsida; Poales; Poaceae
Source: the annotation of a GenBank genome assembly
AUGCUCCGGCUGCGAAGCUCCAUCCUCGCCCAUCUCCUCUCUUCUUCUCCAGCCACCUCUCCCGCAUCCCCUCUCCGCCGCCUCCUCUCUGCCUCUGCCGUAGCGCCCGCCAUCUCCCCAAGCGCCGGAUUCGCCGCGGAGGAGUACCUCGUCUCCACCUGCGGCCUCAGGCGAGAACAGGCCCUCAAGGUCUCCACCAAGAUCUCCCACCUCAAGUCCCCAGCUAAUCCCGAUGCCGUCCUCUCAUUCCUCGCCGGCCUGGGUCUCUCCACCACCGACGCCGCCGCCCUCAUAGCCAAGGACCCGAUGUUCCUCUGCGCCAGCGUUGAGAGGACCCUGGCGCCCGUCGUCGUCGAGCUCACCGCGCUCGGUCUGUCGCACUCUGAGAUCGCGCGCCUAGCCUCACUCAGCGGCCGCCAAUUCCGUUGUAGAUCCAUCGUCUCCAAACUGCACUACUACCUUGGCCUCGUCGGCUCCUCCCACACCUUCCUCCGGGUUAUGAGGUUCUGCAAUGUCUUCUCAUACAGCCUCGAGAGGGUGGUCAAGCCCAAUGUGGCUUUCUUGAAAGAGUGCGGGCUAGAUGAUUGUGAUAUUGCCUGGUUGUGCAUCUCAACACCGAGGCUGCUCACCACCGACCCGAUGCGUGUCCAGACGAUGGUGACACGCGCUGAAGACAUAGGUGUGCCCCGUCGCUCUGGGAUGUUCAGGCGGGCUCUUAAUGUUGUUGCCUUUCUCUCUAAGGAGGAGAUCACAGCCAGAGUGGACUACUUAAAGAAAACGUUCAGGUGGACGGAUGCUGAGGUGGGCAUUGCUGUUUCGAAGGCUCCCACGGUGCUGGGAAGGUCCAAGGAAUCGCUUCAGCGCAGGUCCGAGUUCCUCAUCUCCGAGGCGGGCUUGCAACCGGCUUACAUUGCUCAACGGUCGGUAAUACUCGGUCACAGCCUGGAGGGCCGGCUCAGGCCCCGGUACUACGCUGUAAAGUUUCUCAAGGAAAAUGGAUUGCUCAGGCGUGACCCAAGCUACGAUACAAUUGUCAAGCUGACCGACAAGGUAUUCAGGGAGAAAUUCAUAUACCCUCACAAGGAAGCUGCACCACACCUCGAAGAGGACUAUGAUGCCGCUUGUAAAGGGGAAGUGCCGACUAAUUUCAGAUUCACAUGA